Molecule: messenger RNA, 10078 nt
Organism: Lagopus leucura (white-tailed ptarmigan)
Lineage: Eukaryota; Metazoa; Chordata; Aves; Galliformes; Phasianidae
Gene: NBEA
Product: neurobeachin
Exons: 55
Coding region: 1-8301 (2766 amino acids)
Biological process (GO): intracellular protein localization
Cellular component (GO): membrane; cytosol
Molecular function (GO): protein kinase binding
Source: RefSeq, a predicted model, not a curated record
AUGGCGAGCGAGAAGUCGGCGGCGGGGCCGGAGCCGCAGCCCGCGGGACUCAUCUCCGUCGGGGCCGGCGGCGGAGGCGGCGGCGGAGGCGGCGUCGUGGCGAUGGGGGAGCCGAGGGCGUCGGGCGCUGGCUCCGUGGUGCUCCCCGCGGGGAUGAUUAACCCGUCGGUGCCGAUCCGCAACAUCCGGAUGAAAUUCGCCGUCCUCAUCGGACUCAUCCAGGUCGGCGAGGUCAGCAACCGGGACAUCGUGGAGACGGUGCUGAACCUGCUGGUUGGUGGUGAAUUUGAUCUGGAGAUGAACUUUAUAAUCCAGGAUGCAGAGAGCAUUACGUGCAUGUCAGAGCUUUUGGAGCACUGUGAUGUAACGUGCCAAGCUGAAAUUUGGAGUAUGUUCACAGCAAUUCUACGUAAAAGUGUCCGUAAUUUACAGACUAGCACAGAAGUUGGCUUAAUUGAACAGGUACUGCUGAAGAUGAGUACUGUGGACGACAUGAUAGCAGAUCUUCUAGUUGAUAUGUUGGGGGUUCUUGCCAGCUACAGCAUCACUGUCAAAGAGUUGAAGCUUUUGUUCAGCAUGCUUCGAGGCGAAAAUGGAAUCUGGCCAAGACACGCAGUUAAAUUGUUAUCAGUCCUUAAUCAGAUGCCACAGAGACAUGGGCCUGAUACCUUUUUCAACUUCCCUGGCUGUAGUGCUGCAGCAAUUGCAUUGCCUCCUAUUGCUAAGUGGCCUUAUCAAAAUGGGUUUACCCUUAACACUUGGUUUCGUAUGGACCCACUAAACAAUAUCAAUGUGGAUAAGGAUAAACCCUAUCUCUACUGUUUCCGCACUAGCAAAGGUGUUGGGUAUUCUGCUCAUUUUGUUGGCAAUUGCUUAAUAGUUACAUCACUGAAGUCAAAAGGCAAAGGUUUCCAGCACUGUGUGAAGUAUGACUUUCAACCACGCAAGUGGUAUAUGAUAAGCAUCGUGCACAUCUAUAAUCGCUGGAGAAACAGUGAAAUAAGGUGUUAUGUGAAUGGUCAGCUGGUAUCCUAUGGUGACAUGGCGUGGCACGUUAAUACGAAUGAUAGUUAUGACAAAUGUUUUCUUGGCUCUUCGGAGACUGCUGAUGCUAACAGAGUGUUCUGUGGCCAACUUGGAGCUGUAUAUGUAUUCACAGAAGCCCUCAACCCAGCACAGAUUUUUGCAAUACAUCAGUUAGGACCUGGUUACAAGAGCACAUUCAAAUUUAAAUCUGAGAGCGACAUUCAUCUGGCUGAGCACCAUAAACAAGUGCUAUAUGAUGGGAAACUUGCAAGUAGCAUUGCUUUUACUUAUAAUGCCAAGGCUACUGAUGCUCAGCUAUGCCUUGAAUCCUCACCGAAAGAAAAUCCUUCGAUUUUUGUACACUCCCCACAUGCUCUUAUGCUUCAGGAUGUGAAAGCUAUCGUAACCCACUCCAUUCACAGCGCAAUUCAUUCCAUUGGAGGGAUUCAAGUUCUCUUUCCUCUCUUUGCCCAACUAGACAAUCGACAGCUGCAUGACAGUCAGGUGGAAACAACAGUUUGUGCUACCCUAUUGGCUUUCUUGGUUGAGCUUCUUAAGAGUUCAGUAGCAAUGCAAGAACAGAUGCUCGGUGGAAAAGGCUUUCUAGUCAUUGGCUACCUCCUUGAAAAGUCAUCUAGAGUUCAUAUAACAAGAGCAGUUCUGGAACAAUUUUUAUCAUUUGCAAAAUAUUUGGAUGGAUUAUCUCAUGGAGCACCUCUGCUGAAGCAAUUAUGUGAUCACAUCCUUUUUAAUCCCGCUAUCUGGAUACAUACCCCUGCAAAGGUGCAAUUGUCCUUGUAUACCUACUUGUCAGCUGAAUUCAUUGGAACUGCUACAAUCUAUAACACUAUACGCAGAGUAGGAACUGUACUGCAGUUAAUGCACACACUGAAAUACUACUACUGGGUGGUUAAUCCUGCUGAUAGCAGUGGCAUUACUCCUAAAGGGUUAGAUGGUCCUCGACCCUCACAGAAAGAAAUCAUAUCACUAAGAGCAUUCAUGCUUCUGUUUCUGAAACAACUUAUAUUGAAGGAUCGAGGUGUGAAAGAAGAUGAACUGCAGAGCAUAUUAAAUUACUUGCUAACAAUGCACGAGGAUGAAAAUAUUCAUGAUGUGCUGCAGCUGCUGGUGGCAUUGAUGUCUGAACAUCCAGCAUCCAUGAUACCUGCCUUUGAUCAGAGAAAUGGGAUACGAGUAAUUUAUAAACUUUUGGCUUCCAAAAGUGAGAGUAUAUGGGUGCAAGCUUUGAAAGUCCUUGGAUAUUUUCUCAAACACUUGGGUCAUAAACGAAAGGUUGAAAUCAUGCAUACUCACAGUCUUUUCACUCUUCUUGGAGAAAGGUUGAUGCUGCAUACAAAUACAGUGACCGUUACAACAUAUAAUACGCUUUAUGAGAUUUUGACGGAACAAGUAUGCACUCAAGUUGUUCAUAAACCCCAUCCAGAACCAGAUUCUACAGUGAAAAUACAGAAUCCAAUGAUUCUUAAGGUGGUGGCAACACUGUUAAAAAACUCCACACCAAGUGCAGAGCUGAUGGAAGUUCGACGUUUAUUCUUGUCUGAUAUGAUAAAACUCUUUAGUAAUAGCCGUGAAAACAGAAGAUGUUUACUUCAGUGUUCAGUGUGGCAGGACUGGAUGUUUUCUCUGGGAUACAUUAACCCUAAGAAUUCUGAAGAGCAGAAGAUCACUGAGAUGGUUUACAACAUAUUCCGUAUUCUCUUGUAUCAUGCAAUAAAAUAUGAAUGGGGAGGCUGGAGAGUGUGGGUGGAUACUCUUUCUAUAGCUCAUUCCAAGGUCACAUAUGAGGCUCACAAGGAGUACCUCGCAAAAAUGUAUGAAGAGUAUCAAAGGCAAGAGGAAGAAAACAUAAAAAAGGGGAAGAAGGGUAAUGUAAGCACUAUCUCAGGUCUUUCAUCUCAGACAACAGGAGCAAAAGGUGGAAUGGAAAUCCGAGAGAUAGAAGACCUUUCACAAAGCCAAAGUCCAGAAAGUGAAACAGAUUACCCUGUCAGUACUGAUACGAGGGACUUGCUCAUGGCUACAAAGGUGUCUGAUGAUGUACUUGGAAGUACUGAGAGACCAGGAGGAGGAGUGCAUGUAGAAGUUCAUGACCUUUUAGUUGAUAUAAAAGCUGAAAAGGUAGAAGCUACUGAAGUAAAACUUGAUGAUAUGGAUUUAUCACCAGAGACACUAGUAACUGGAGAAAAUGGUGCGCUUGUAGAAGUUGAAUCACUUCUAGAUAAUGUAUAUAGUGCUGCUGUUGAGAAGCUCCAAAACAAUGUUCAUGGAAGUGUAGGUAUUAUUAAGAAGAAUGAGGAAAAAGAUAAUGGUCCAUUAAUAACUCUGGCUGAUGAGAAAGAUGAACCUUCUACUAACAGUACCUCGUUUCUCUUUGACAAAAUACCUAGUCAGGAGGAGAAACUUCUACCUGAACUUUCAAGUAAUCAUAUUUCCAUUCCUAAUGUGCAAGACACACAGAUGCAUCUUGGUGUAAAUGAUGAUUUGGGAUUACUUGCACAUAUGACGGGUAGUGUAGAUAUAACAUGUACUUCAAGUAUAAUAGAGGACAAGGAGUUCAAGAUUCACACAACUUCAGAUGGAAUGAGUAGUAUUUCUGAGAGGGAGUUGGCUUCAUCAUCUAAAGGAUUAGAAUAUGCUGAAAUGACUGCCACAACUCUUGAGACAGAAUCUUCUGGUAGCAAAACUGUACCUAAUGUUGAUGCAGGAAGUAUAAUAUCAGACACAGAAAGAUCUGAUGAUGGUAAAGAAGCAGGAAAGGAGAUACGGAAGAUCCAGACCACUACCACAACCCAGGCGGUACAAGGUCGAUCCGUCACCCAGCAAGACCGAGAUUUACGUGUUGACUUGGGAUUUCGAGGGAUGCCAAUGACAGAAGAGCAGCGGCGACAGUUUAGUCCAGGUCCACGCACAACUAUGUUUCGUAUUCCAGAGUUUAAAUGGUCUCCCAUGCACCAGCGUCUCCUGACAGACUUGCUUUUUGCACUAGAAACAGAUGUACAUGUUUGGAGAAGUCACUCCACAAAGUCAGUGAUGGACUUUGUCAAUAGCAAUGAAAAUAUUAUUUUUGUACACAACACAAUACACCUCAUUUCCCAGAUGGUUGACAAUAUUAUUAUUGCUUGUGGAGGAAUUUUACCAUUACUAUCAGCAGCCACUUCCCCAACUGGUUCUAAGACUGAACUGGAAAAUAUUGAAGUGACACAAGGAAUGUCAGCAGAGACAGCAGUAACGUUUCUCAGCCGUCUGAUGGCAAUGGUUGACGUUCUAGUAUUUGCCAGUUCUCUAAAUUUUAGUGAGAUUGAAGCUGAAAAAAACAUGUCUUCUGGAGGUCUAAUGCGACAGUGCCUGAGGCUGGUUUGUUGCGUGGCUGUGAGAAACUGUUUAGAAUGUCGGCAAAGACAGAGAGAGAGAGUGAACAAGACUUCACUAAUCAGCAGUAAAGCUCAGGAUGCUCUUCAGAGUGUAACUGCUUCAGCAGCAACCAAGACUCCCCUUGAAAACGUCCCUGGCAAUCUUUCUCCCAUAAAAGACCCUGAUCGGCUUCUUCAGGAUGUUGAUAUCAAUCGUCUACGAGCAGUUGUUUUUCGUGAUGUGGACGACAGCAAACAGGCUCAGUUCUUAGCUUUGGCAGUAGUCUACUUUAUUUCAGUUCUGAUGGUCUCCAAAUACCGUGAUAUACUAGAACCACAACGAGAAACAGCAAGAUCUGGGAGCCAGGCAGGUAGAAAUAUCAGACAAGAAAUAAAUUCACCAACAAGUACAGUUGUGGUCAUACCAUCUAUCCCUCACCCAAGUUUGAACCAUGGAUUCCUUGCCAAGUUAAUUCCUGAGCAGAGCUUUGCCCACUCAUUUUACAAAGAGACACCAACUGCGUUUCCAGAAAACAUCAAAGAUAAAGAAACACCAACACCAGUUGAAGAUAUUCAGCUGGAAAGCUCUAUUCCUCAUACAGAUUCAGGAAUUGGUGAAGAACAGAUGCCUAAUAUUUUGAAUGGAACAGACUUGGAGACCAGCACAGGCCCUGAUGCUAUGAGUGAACUGUUGUCUACUCUGUCUUCAGAAGUGAAGAAAUCUCAGGAGAGCUUAACUGAAAGCCCCAGUGAAAUCUUGAAAACCUCAUCAUCGAUAUCCAGUAUCAGCCAAAGCAAAGGCAUCAAUGUCAAGGAAAUACUGAAAAGUCUCGUGGCAGCCCCAGUUGAAAUUGCAGAAUGUGGUCCGGAUCCAAUCCCUUACCCUGAUCCUGCUCUGAAGAGAGAAGCUCAGGCUAUUCUUCCCAUGCAGUUUCAUUCAUUUGACAGGAGUGUGGUCGUGCCAGUGAAGAAGCCUCCACCAGGUAGCCUGGCUGUGACCACAGUUGGAGCUGCCACAGCGGGGAGCGGGCUGCCACCGGGUAGUACACCUAAUAUCUUUGCUGCAACAGGAGCUACACCAAAAAGUAUGAUUAAUACAACAGGUGCAGUAGACUCAGGAUCUUCUUCUUCCUCUUCGUCAUCCAGCUUUGUGAAUGGUGCUACCAGCAAAAAUCUCCCUGCUGUCCAAACUGUUGCUCCAAUGCCAGAGGAUUCAGCUGAAAACAUGAGUAUCACGGCAAAGCUUGAGAGAGCCUUAGAAAAGGUGGCCCCUCUCCUGCGAGAAAUUUUUGUUGAUUUUGCCCCUUUUCUAUCCCGAACAUUAUUGGGCAGUCAUGGACAAGAGCUGUUGAUUGAAGGUCUGGUUUGCAUGAAGUCUAGUACUUCCGUGGUUGAACUUGUUAUGUUGCUUUGUUCACAGGAAUGGCAAAAUUCUAUUCAGAAGAAUGCAGGACUUGCAUUUAUUGAACUCAUCAAUGAAGGAAGAUUAUUAUGUCAUGCAAUGAAAGACCAUAUAGUGCGUGUUGCAAAUGAAGCAGAAUUUAUUUUGAACCGACAAAGAGCUGAAGAUGUCCACAAGCAUGCUGAGUUUGAGUCCCAGUGUGCUCAGUAUGCCGCUGACAGAAGAGAGGAGGAGAAGAUGUGUGAUCAUCUUAUCAGCGCUGCAAAGCAUCGGGAUCACGUUACAGCCAAUCAGCUGAAACAGAAGAUACUCAACAUCCUAACAAAUAAGCAUGGUGCCUGGGGAGCUGUUUCUUAUAGCCAACUGCACGACUUCUGGCGCUUGGAUUACUGGGAAGACGAUCUGCGCCGGCGGAGGCGAUUUGUUCGCAAUGCUUUUGGAUCUACUCAUUCUGAUGCUCUUCUGAAAGCUGCUGUGGAAUAUGGCACUGAAGAAGAUGUAGUAAAAUCCAAGAAAACUUUCCGAAGUCAAGCUGUGGUAAAUCAGAAUGCAGAAACAGAGCUUAUGCUGGAAGGAGAUGAUGAUGCUGUUAGUCUACUCCAAGAGAAGGAAAUUGACAACCUUGCAGGCCCCGUGGUGCUGAGCACGCCGGCCCAGCUCGUCGCCCCCGUGGUGGUGGCUAAAGGGACGCUCUCCAUCACCACCACCGAGAUCUACUUCGAGGUGGACGAGGACGACCCGGCCUUCAAGAAGAUCGACCCCAAGGUCCUUGCCUAUACAGAAGGUCUUCAUGGAAAAUGGAUGUUCAGCGAGAUUCGGGCUGUUUUUUCAAGACGUUAUCUUCUUCAGAACACAGCUUUGGAAGUGUUUAUGGCAAACAGAACUUCUGUUAUGUUUAAUUUUCCUGACCAAGCAACAGUGAAAAAAGUUGUAUACAGCUUGCCACGUGUUGGAGUAGGAACCAGCUAUGGAUUGCCACAAGCCAGGAGAAUCUCUCUGGCCACUCCCCGACAGCUUUAUAAAUCCUCCAACAUGACUCAGCGCUGGCAAAGACGAGAGAUAUCUAAUUUUGAAUACCUGAUGUUCCUCAACACUAUAGCAGGACGAACGUACAAUGAUCUGAACCAAUACCCCGUAUUUCCGUGGGUCUUAACAAACUAUGAAUCUGAAGAGUUAGACCUGACCCUUCCAGGCAACUUCAGGGAUCUUUCAAAGAUUCCAGAGGCUUAUUUUAUUAGAGAUCCUCAUACUUUCCUCCUUACAAAGGAAUUUAUUAAGGCCAUGGAGGCGCAGAUCCAGAACUUCGGGCAGACGCCAUCGCAGUUGCUCAUUGAGCCCCAUCCGCCGCGGAGCUCUGCCAUGCACCUGUGUUUCCUUCCACAGAGCCCCCUCAUGUUUAAAGAUCAGAUGCAGCAGGAUGUCAUAAUGGUGCUGAAGUUCCCAUCAAACUCUCCGGUCACACACGUGGCAGCCAACACGCUGCCCCACCUGACAAUUCCUGCCGUGGUGACCGUCACCUGCAGCAGGCUCUUUGCUGUCAAUCGGUGGCACAACACAGUAGGCCUUCGAGGAGCCCCAGGAUAUUCUUUGGAUCAAGCCCAUCAUCUUCCAAUUGAAAUGGAUCCAUUGAUCGCCAAUAACUCCGGUGUGAACAAGCGGCAGAUCACAGACCUGGUGGAUCAGAGCAUUCAGAUCAAUGCACAUUGUUUUGUGGUCACAGCAGAUAAUCGCUACAUUCUUAUCUGUGGUUUCUGGGACAAGAGUUUUCGAGUUUAUUCUACAGAAACAGGAAAACUAACUCAGAUUGUGUUCGGCCACUGGGAUGUUGUCACUUGCCUUGCCAGAUCAGAGUCCUAUAUUGGUGGUGAUUGCUACAUCGUGUCUGGGUCUCGUGAUGCUACAUUGCUGCUUUGGUACUGGAGUGGCCGACAUCACAUUAUAGGUGACAAUCCAAACAGCAGUGAUUAUCCUGCUCCUCGGGCUGUUCUGACUGGUCACGACCAUGAAGUUGUCUGUGUGUCAGUCUGUGCAGAGCUGGGACUUGUCAUCAGUGGUGCUAAAGAAGGUCCUUGUCUGGUGCACACAAUUACUGGAGAUUUGCUGAGAGCCCUGGAAGGAACAGAAAACUGUUUGUAUCCUCGCUUAAUUUCAGUUUCUAGUGAAGGUCACUGCAUCAUCUACUAUGAACGAGGACGGUUCAGCAAUUUCAGCAUUAAUGGAAAACUCUUAGCUCAGAUGGAGAUCAAUGAUUCAACCAGGGCCAUUCUCCUGAGCAGUGAUGGGCAGAACUUGGUAACAGGGGGAGACAACGGUGUGGUGGAGGUAUGGCAGGCCUGUGACUUCAAGCAGCUCUAUAUCUACCCUGGCUGUGAUGCUGGCAUUAGAGCUAUGGAUCUGUCUCAUGAUCAGAGAACUCUAAUUACUGGCAUGGCUUCUGGCAGCAUCGUAGCUUUCAAUAUAGAUUUUAACCGGUGGCAUUAUGAGCAUCAGAACAGAUACUGAAGCGGAAUGAAGAACUGAAAGCCCAGGUAAAGCUGAGAGCACAAGUGCUGCAAAGAAAAGUGUAGUCUCUGGUGGAAAACCACGUCUGCAUUGACCUCCGUUGUACAUUCCAUUACACCCAGCAAUAGCUGUACAUUGUAGUCAGCAACCAUUUUACUUUGUGUGUUUUUUCACAACUGAACACCAGCUGCUGAAAAGCAAGCUUGUAUCAUGUAAAUUAUAUGAAUUAGGAGAUGUUUUGGUAAUUAUUUCAUAUAUCUUUGUUUAUUGAGAAAAGGUAGUAGGAUGCGCCACAAGAGACUUUUGCAAAUUCUGAGGAACCUCGUGUCCAGUUGUUUCAAUGUUUAGGCUAUGAACCUAACAUGCAUCCCAUCUCCAGCCUCUUUUCAAGCUGAGAUUAAAAAAAAAAAAAAAAUACGUUUGAUACUUUGUACAUCAGAUGCACAUCUUAACUUUAAAGGGAUACUUUUGUAAAAGUAAAACCUUGUAUAAAGAACAAAACCGUUUCUUAAUUUUAUUGUGGAGUUACAACUUGCAUGUACUUUAAACCUGAUGUCUUGAAGGAGCAGGUGCAUUCUCACAAAUCAAACUGGAGAUCUGCCUGAGGGUAUGGCUUGUGUUAAAGGGUUGAAUUUGGGCGCAAACAGUAAUUUCAACAUUUUCACCAACACAUUGUUUUUCACUUUUUGAAUCUAAACUUUACCCCUUUUAAGUGGAGUUCUGCUCAUGAAGCAUUCGGAUAAAAAGCCAUCAUUUGCCAUAUUUAUACUUUAGUAGAAAUUAAAUUCCUCCUUUUGAAAUUAAAGACUAGAUAGAAGGAGAGCAAAGAGGGGAAGUUCAGUUUCAUCAUUUGCAAUGCUUAAUGAUUCCCAGUACAAAGUGCUAUACUUCUGGAUUGCUAGCAUUUGGCAAGGAAACCAUUGGGCGAGAGAGCCUCAAAUGAUGUUUUUCCCUUAUUUUCCUCUGAGCAGCUUGGUUUCUUCAACAGCCUUAGCUUCAUUGUGGAGGUGACUGAGGUUAUUCUUUUUGGUUCUUCUAAAAAUCUCACCUGAAGCCACUCAGACUAAGGCACUUCAUGUUUUACAAUACUGUAAUGAUAACUAUCAGAAUAAUUUUCUGCACAUUGUACUGAUCAAAUUACACACCCAGGGGUAUAUACACUUUAAUUCAUGUUUCUUCUUUGUAUAUUUGGUGACUGUAUUGUCAUAGAUGUACAUAUUGUGUCGGUAGGGCUAUGAGGCAUGUAACAGGAAUGUAAUUUUCUCAGAAUUUACACUCAUUUGCAGUCAUUUAUUUAAAAAGAUAAUGGAUUCUUUGUAUUGGCACUUUGCACCAGAAACAUAUCAUUAUUUAUUGAUGUGAUUACUUAUUUGUUCUCCACCUUGUAUUAGUAAGUUUAGCACUGAAUUUCCUUCUUCAUUGUUGUUUGUAUUUAUAAGGUUCGGCAAUCAUGGGGAUCAUCCUAAUGAUUAAGUUAUUCAUCACCAGUCUGUAAGCAAUAUCUUGAGUUUGUAGCUUAGAAUUGGGAGAAUAUUGAACAUCUGGAAGACAAGUUCAUUUCAUCUUGAGAUCAUGGUGAAAUAUUUUGGAUAUAUAAAUUCCUUAAGCUAUUGUAACCAUGUUUUAUUGCAAAGAUGUAAAAUAUGCCAGAUGUGUGUGAGUUGGAAAUCAAAAAGAAAAAUAAAAUAUGCAAAGAAUUCAGUGAUAGCUUUUCAUUUCAAUGAAGUUUCGCAUUAUCAUUAGGAACAAUUAUUUUAAGAAAUCAUUCCUUACAUAC